This is a messenger RNA of Nothobranchius furzeri (turquoise killifish), 2836 nucleotides long. RefSeq names its product protein kinase C and casein kinase substrate in neurons protein 3. Gene Ontology annotation, biological process: cytoskeleton organization; plasma membrane tubulation; regulation of endocytosis. NCBI's taxonomy places the organism in Eukaryota, Metazoa, Chordata, Actinopteri, Cyprinodontiformes, Nothobranchiidae. Gene Ontology annotation, cellular component: endosome; cytoplasm; plasma membrane. The record is from RefSeq and is a predicted model, not a curated record. Gene Ontology annotation, molecular function: phospholipid binding; protein binding.
UCAUGCAGACACGUACAAACACCAGAACCCACAACAUACCAUUAACACCACUCUGAGCGGUGCAAAUGAAAGAGACGACCUCCAACAAGUGGUGACGUACAGAGAACAGGAAAAUAAUGCCCCUGCAGCCUUGUCGGUGAGAAAGGAGGAGAGAAGUUUUGGGGGCAGGGAAGACAAGAAGGGAGGGAAGAGAAAAAAUUCUCAUCUGACACAAACAGUGGGCCAAAGAAAGGGGAAGAGCUGGAGCAGCUCGGCCCAGAACGAGUGGAAAAGGAGUGUAAAGAACUCAAGGCAGAGGGGAGAGGAGCCGGGAGUGGAGCGUGAAGGUUUUAGAGGGGAAAUCAGGAGGGGCCCUUUUGUUUUAAGAGAGAACACAAUGUCGACGCUGUCGUCUGAAAACAGCCCUGAGGAUGUCAACAACCGCAGCUUCUGGAUGCCUGGGAACUACCAACGCACCGUAAAGCGAACAGAAGAUGCUUUCCAGGCCUGCAAUGACAUCGUAGCGUGUUUCCAAGAAAGAGCACGUGUGGAGAGGCAGUAUGCUCAGCAGCUCGGGGAAUGGAGCAACAAAUGGAAACCAGUAGUGGACUCCAGUCCUCUUUACGGAUCUCUUCUCAAAGCCUGGCAGUGUUUCCUGUCCUCCGCUGACCGGCUGGCCUCUUUACACGCCUCCAUCUGUCGCUCCCUGGUGUCGGAAGACGCAGACCGGGUCAGGACCUGGCAGAAGGACACCUUUCACAAGAAGUUAUUUGGAGGCUUCAAGGAGACUCAGGACAUUGACACCGGGUUUGCACGUGCUCAGAAACCGUGGGCCAAGCGCCUUAAGAAGCUUGACAAAGCCAGAAGAGCGUACCAUAAGGUUAGCCGAAAAGAGCAUGCAGCCAGGGAGCGAGAGGCUCACGCUCAGGGAAACCCGGAUGUCGCCAUCGACAAACAGAAGAAGAUCCAGGAGGAGAGAGAACGGGCUCAGCAGGAGGCUGAGAAGGUCCGUGCUCGGUAUGAGAAGGUUCUGGAGGAGGUUAACAAGUACGUUCCUCGCUACAUGGAGGAGAUGGAGGCCAUUUUUGAUCAAUCACAGGACGAAGAACGCAAGAGGAUCACGUUUCUGAAGCAGGCCUUCCUCUCCAUCCACAAACAUCUGGACGUCACCAGCAAUGAGAGCGUGGUGGGCGUGUAUGCUGAGCUCCACAACACGCUGAUGGGCAUCGAUGACCAGGAAGACCUUCGCUGGUGGAAAAACACUCACGGACCCGGCAUGCCGACCGACUGGCCGGAAUUCCAGGAAUGGAUGGUUGAAAAGAAAACCAAAAAAGGGAAGAAAGAGGUGGAAAGGAAAGAAACAAUAGACAAAGGGGUGAUGAUUGGAGGAGUGAGAGUCAGAGCUCUGUAUGAUUAUGCUGGGCAGGAAACUGAUGAGCUGUCCUUUAAAGCAGGUGAGGAGUUUUUGAAGAUCGAGGAUGAGGAUGAUCAGGGCUGGUGUCGGGGGAAGAAGGAUGAAGGGUGGGAGGGGCUUUACCCAGCCAACUAUGUUGAGGUGGUAUAGUCACCAGCAUACUUACUUGUGGUGUGAUUUGAUAUCCAAAUGUCAAACAGGUUAUGCUGCUGAAUCAACAAGCUGUCAGCCAAAGAUAAAAACAUCUUUAUUUUUACAUGCAGAUAUUUGUAAAAAUGAUGAAAUAAAAGACCUCCAGGCUUGUAGUCUCCUGGGGGGCAUUCAUAAAUGUUCCAAUACAUGUGUGGCAAGGUGGAGAAACAAGGGACCGGGCGGGAUUUGAUCCCCAGACUCCUGGGUGAGGGUCCCGCAUGCUAACCAGUCAGCCAAAGGGACGUCCCCUUGACCAAGUAGCCAGGGCGCAUGAUCAACCGGGACACUGUGACAGGACGCUCACACUGCCACACAUGUAAAACUGAUGCACGAACCACUAUGGAAGCCACUUUCACACAUGUUUUAUUGUAACCUUGUAUUGUAUUGGGGUGUGAAUGAACGAUAAAGUUAAGUUGGUGUGCAAAUUGCAUUGCUAGACUGAUAUAGUUAUUAUAUUUUAUUUGCACAUUCACAAAAUAAAAUACUCACCAAACCUUGUGACAUGAAGUAUAAAGAAAUCGAGAUGAAAUUGACCUCAGUCAGAUGUAUAAAUGAUGUCUUUUCUCUGGAUUUAAUUGUUUUGAAGGUUGAAAACCACAAACAGUGUUUUAAGGUUUGAUCACAUAUAAACAGAUUAUUUUUCACUGCUUUUGUUUGAGAGAUAAACAAAUAAUGACCCUAAAGCAGAGCCUUGGUGCUCAUUUACACAACUGAAUAAAAACUGAAACUUGUGUUUGUGGAAAAAUAACAGAAACACACAAAUUGGAUUGAAGAGUGCCAAACCAAGCAAACAUUUCUAUGAACACACUCCUCAGUUGGUUAGCAACAGCCGUUGCGAAACACCAGGCCGGGUUUUUAUGACAUAUUUAGCUUUAAAUAGUACAGAAGAUUAAAAGAGUAGAAAUACAAAGAUUUUAACAGCAAGGUUUUCUGUUGAAUGACUCAUUAAAAAUGUCUCCAGGUUCCCACAUCAUAAGUUGAGCUGACUAGCCUCCGCAGGUUUGGCUUGAUGGGUUCAAAGCUGAAAACCUGAUUUAGAUGACUGUCGCAGGACGGUACUUCUGGAAUAAAGAGCUGUUAGAAAUCCUCUUGAUGUAUCAUUAUAUUUGUUCCCAGUGAACAAAGAGGAAAUUACUGACUGACACAGAUCUUCAGUCACAUUGCUGACAUGUCACGCUGGUCCUCCAAGGAGAUGUGGUCACAGAAAGAAUCCUAUUAACCAAAUAAAGAAACAGCUACCAGCAAAUGUUA